Messenger RNA from Anastrepha obliqua, 2422 nucleotides. Its product is annotated as RNA-binding protein 45. The transcript has 9 exons. NCBI's taxonomy places the organism in Eukaryota, Metazoa, Arthropoda, Insecta, Diptera, Tephritidae. Gene Ontology annotation, molecular function: RNA binding. The coding region runs from base 116 to 1528 and encodes 470 amino acids. The record is from RefSeq and is a predicted model, not a curated record.
CCGGUAUACAUACAUUUCAUCCACGCCAUUUUAUCUAGAACAGCUUGAAAAUUGUUUGCCAAUAAAAGUAAAAUUUAAUCAGUAAAUUUUGAGUAUUUCAAGGAAAAGAAAUCCAAUGUCCGAUUAUCGAUCGCAGUCACGGGAUGGGCACCGAGAUGGUGGACGUGGCGGUGGAGGCCGAGAUUAUUCCAGUGAUGACGAUCCGCCCAUGUCGCGUCUUUUCAUAAUUUGCAAUAAAGCUCAUACAGAAGAAGAUUUUCGAGAAGCAUUCUCUCCUUAUGGUGAGAUCGAAGAUAUUUGGGUGGUAAAGGACAAGAACUCUGGGGAAAACAAAGGGAUUGCUUAUGUAAAAUUUGCAAAGACAUCUGAUGCGGCUAAAGCGCAAGAAGAGAUGAAUGGCAAGACAAUUGGCAAAAUGGAUCGGACUUUGAAGGUGCUAGUAGCCGCCAACCGAAACCAGGGUUCUAACAAAUCUGAAAAUGAACAGGAAAAGUAUGUUCGCCUGUUCAUUGUUAUAUCGAAAUCAGCUACUGAAGACGAAAUAAGGAACGAAUUUUCCCAAUGGGGUGAUGUGGAAAAUGUAACGAUUGUCAAAGAUAAAUCAACUGGAUCACCCAAAGGAUUUGGAUAUGUCCGAUUUACAAAGUUCUAUCAUGCAGCUGUCGCAUUUGAAAAUUGCCCUCCUAAAUACAAAGCAGUUUUUGCUGAGCCUAAAGGCUCUACACGUUCACAAAGAGACCAGUACGGACGACAAACUGAUGAUAACCCACUGAUAGGCUCGAGUCGUGGUGGUGGGGGAGGCAGUAGUAGUGGCACCUAUAACAAUGGCAACUUUAAUAAUGACUGGAACUGCUCUUUCAACAGUGAUAUGGCAGCAUUCCUGAGAAUGCAAAAUGUUCCCAUGCCACAACCAACCUGUUUAGAAGUGAUCGCUAGUAAUUGUGUUAAUCAGGACCAGUUGUGGCGUUUAUUUGACAUCAUCCCUGGCUUAGAUUAUUGUCAAAUAACGAGAGAAUAUGGCCCAAGAACCAACGAAGCAAUUGUCGUUUAUGAUAAUCCUGAGGCAGCAAUUUAUGCAAAAGAUAAAUUGCAUGGCCUUGAAUAUCCGAUGGGCGAACGAAUCAUCGUUAAAGUGGCGGGGAUGAGUUCAGCUCGAAUGGAUACAUCGUUCAUAGAUAAACGAACUAAAAAAGAUUCAAUAUGUAAUGUACCAUUGCCACCUGCUCAGCCAAUGGCAUCUACUGACACACCAGUGGCACAAAGAUUGUUUAUUGUAUUAGCUGCAAAUCUUCCACAGUCUAUUUUGAAGAAUGUAUUUUCAUGUUGGAAGGGUCUAAUCGAUGUGUACCUACUGCCAAAUAAAAAUUGUGGCUACGUAAAAUAUGCAGAUAGAGACAGCGCACAAAAGGCGAUUCAAGCGUUGAAUGGUGCCGAAAUUUGUGGCACGAAAAUAAAAGUAAUGGAAGCGGAAGAGCGGGGUAAUGGAGAUGGUGAUGACAAUGGAAGGAAACGCCUUCGAAGAAAUUAAACACAUAAACAUAAAGCAAACCAAAUUAAAACCAUAACAAUAACGUUCCAUUACUUAAUAAAAACAAAAGAAAUAUAAUGAAACUAACUGACCGCAGAAAACAUAUACGGAAACGAAACGCAAACGGAGUUAAAACGGAAACUGCUAGAUACAGAAGAACGAAGAUUUUGUAGAGGUGGUAAUAGCAUAUGCAUAAGAAUAUGUAAAGUGCUUCAGCAAUGAACAAACCGCCAACCCAACCGACUCAGACUUUCACAAUCACUCUGUCACAGUCAUAGUCACCACAAUAUGAAUAAAGCUACAUAAUGCCACUUGUAGACAAUGACCAAUUUGAGACAAAGUACCCCAAUACGCAAACGGAGCCAAACGCUAACGGAGCGCAACAGACACUGUAAUGAGCUACAGCUACAGUACAGAGAAAUAAUUGAUAUUAUGAGUGUUAAAUUGAGCAGAGAUUUUACAAGAAAAAAGUUAAACGAAAUUUACGAAAAAUUAAACGUAACUAGAACGAGAACGCGAACCUGAACUAAAACCCAUAUGGACGAAGAUAUGUACGCUAUGCACACGAUGCAAGAACCGAAUUAACUUUUACCACAGCAAACUUUAAUACUCCCUUUCAAAAAUUUACAUAUACCUAAAACCAGAUACUUUUAACACUUAAACAUCUAUCCAUACAUGUACAUGCCUAUUUAGACGUUUACUCAUUAUUUAUUCGUUUAUAGUUCACAGUUUGAAUUAGGAAAAUUUACUUUUUCUAAAUGCAAUCAAACUGUAGUGUAUGUGGGAAAUAUUCAACGGUAUUGCCAACAUAUUUGGCAUUUUAUUAUAUACAUAUGAAAUAUUUUAAAUGCCGAUUAUUAUGAAUAUAUUAAUAUUAUAAAUAUAUUUCACAUA